ACACGCAUUAGCGCUCUUAUUCAGUCGGCGCUUUGUGAGCACCGGUAUCAGUCUUGAGUCAUCGGUCUUUGUUCGGAGAGGCAGUGGAUACGGCGUGUGCAUUAGAAUAGAGCAUUAGAGGAGUACAUCUUCUGUCAUUUCUGGACUGAUUUCGUCUUAAUUUUCAGUUUGUCUGAUACCGAUACACCAUGGCUACCAACGGUCACUGCAACGGGAUUCAGGAUUCGCAUGCCCAAUGGAAACUGGGGCUUGUAAAUGAAGACAAGAAAUAUCUGACGGCCGAGACCUUUGGGUUUAAAAUCAACUCGUCGGCGGUGUCACUGAGGAAGAAACAAGUCUGGAUUGUGGAAUUUGGUAGCUCUGAUGAUGAGGUAUAUCUCAAGAGUCAUCUUGGGCGCUACGUCUCGACGGAUAAGAUGGGGAAUGUCUUCUGCAAUGCUGAAAGCAAAAAUGAAGAGGGUACCCAAUUUGCCCUGGAGUAUGAACCAAUCGGUGGGCAAGGACGCUGGGGGUUCAAGAGUAAGAAAUUUAACAAUUACUUGGAUGGAGUUAUGGAUAACAUGAGCUGCAGCUCUACAACGCCGAAGUGGUGGAAGCCUCAUCUCGCGACACAUCCUCAGGUCAACAUCCGAAACGUCAACCGAAAGCGAUGCGUCAAUCUUCGCCGGGUCGGUGAAGAUGGCCCAAGCGCCAAGGAUCAGCUGGAGUGCACCCAAGUUAUCCCUUGGGGUGAGGAUUCCCUUAUCACCUUGGAGUUCCUGGAUGGAAAAUACGCUGUCAAGACCAGCGAUGAUCGUUACCUACACACCAGUGGCGAAUUGGUGAAGGACACCAGUCCCGAGACCCUCUACACUUUGAGGAUCCGGCAGAACGUCCCUGCCCCUGGCAUCGCCCUGAUGGAUUCCAAGGGCAAGUAUCUGACGGCUGUCGGCACGGGACAACUCAAGAGCAAGAAUAAUAGCAUUUCCAAGGACGAGCUCUUCACUCUCUUAGACAGCCAGCCCCAGGUGUAUCUUGUCUCUCACAAAGGAAAGAAGGUCUCCAUUAAACAAGGCGUUGAUGUUACAGCCAACCAAGAUGACAUCAGUGACAAGGAGACGUUCCAAAUGGAAUUCAACAAGAUCGAGAAGAAGUGGCGCUUCAGAACUGUAGAUAACAAACUUUGGACGGUUGGCCAGCAAGGUGGCAUUCAGGCCAUUGCUGAUGUUGCUUCUGUUGAUACGCUGUUCGAAUUCAACUGGCUUGAUGACGGCAAGAUCACCCUCCGUGCUUCAAACCAAAAUUACAUCACAGCAAAAAUGAACGGACACCUGUAUGCCACAAGUAGCACGGUUUCGGAUAAGGAAAAAUUUGCGGUAGUUUUACUCAAUCGCCCUUUGCUUGUCCUGAAGGGUGAAUAUGGACUUGUAGGAUAUAAGGUGAAGGCGAAGGAUCUUCUAGAGUGUAAUAAGAGUGUGCAUGAUACGAUUUAUGUGGAGCACCUUGAUAGCGGGGAGUACCAUCUUAAAGGAUCAAAUGGUAAAUACUGGAUGGUAGGAGACGAUGCCUCAAUCUCAGUCACGGGCAGCGAACCACAGAAGUUCAGAUUCGAAUUCCGCGAUCACUCCAAAUUCGCCAUCAAGGCGCCCAAUGGUCGCUAUCUUAGAGGAGAACAGAAUGGUACACUUGCCGCAAACGGCGACGAAAUUUGUGGUGCCACCAUGUGGGAAUAUUAAAACUAGAGACUCUGACGUUUGUGCGUUGAACUUUAGAUUUUGCGGGCAUGCUUGUAACCUGAAUCAAGCUGCUUAAUGGACCAAGAACACAUUGAGACUUAUACCGUGAUCUGCCAAUGACAAUUUUCUUUUAUAACACGGACAUCUAUGCUUUGCUCGGCCACCACACUUAUGCUGUACUGAGAGUGAAAUUUUGACACCACAAAAUACCACAGCCACUUUGGCAUAGUGCGUCCAUUGUUAACUGGAGAGUCAAGGAAGUGGCGUACUAUCAAGACUGAAUCGUACAUAAAAAUACCAAUGUCAUGGCAUAGGAAUUGUACAAAUUGAUGAAAUAAAUAUUGAACUAGAACUGUGAUGAUUUGAUAUUGUAUUGUAUUUUGACAUGUAUCUCACUCUGUAAUUUAUGCCACUUUUAAUGAACUAAAGUUUGUUGAGAAGAGUUGCACGAGAGACACGUGUCAGUUUAUUGCACUGAUGUUUGGGUGCCACAUUGAUCUAACUCCAGAUUCAUCUGUUUGUGUUGCUCUUUUCUAUCCUGGCAUGGCGAGACCACAAACAGCUGAGUCUAGAGAAGAAUAUUUUGGAUAUUUAACUGCGUAACUUUUCAAUACUGCACUCGAUACUGAUAAGCAUAAUGGGACACAUUUUUCACGUUUUGAAGUAAGAUUUAAUGACCUGUGCGCAUCGGAGUGAUUUGUUUUGAUAUUUUAGGUUAUUUUGAAACGUUGUUGCUAGCUGCAGUCAAAAUGACCAAACAACUGUUGUAGACUAAAUAUGCAUUGAUGAUGAUAAUAAAUCAGGUUAAUACCUAAGUGCAAAUGAUGACAUUCACUGCUUAAAAGGCCAGUCAUAAUAUUUCUAGACAAAAAAAUAUGAUAUCGAGACGUGUGGUGAUAGUGAUAGCUCCUGGUACAAGAGUUAAUGCAGACCUCACUUCUCCUAGGGUUGACAUCUUGACCCUCAAUGUCUUGACAUUCUCCUAGGGGCGGAGGCCUGAGACUGACCUCACUUCUUCAAGUGAUGGAGGCCUGAGAUAGACCUCACUUCUUCAAGGGAUGGAGGUCUGAGAUGGACCUCAUUUCUUCAAGGGAUGGAGGUCUGAGAUGGACCUCACUUCUCCUAGGGGUGGUGGCCUGAGACUGACCUCACUUCUUCAAGUGAUGGAGGUCUGAGAUGGACCUCACUUCUCCAAGGGGUGGUGGCCUGAGACUGACCUCACUUCUUCAAGUGAUGGAGGCCUGAGAUCGACCUCACUUCUCCUAGGGAUGGUGGCCUGAGACUGACCUCACUUCUCCGAGGGAUGGAGGUCUCAGAUGGACCUCACUUCUCCUAGGGGUGGAGGCCUGAGAUAGACCUCACUUCUCCAAGGGAUGGAGGUCUCUGAUGGACCACACUUCUCCUUGGGGUGGAUAGAGGCCGGAGGGAUCCACAGAAUCCAAACCCAAGAUUUUUGUUUGGAUGUUUUAUGAUUGAUGCCUGCAACAUCCAUGAUGCUAUAAAGAAUCAGCAGGGCUUUAUUAUAAGAUCAAAUAUGAUGCUAUUUGAAAAAUGUGCAGGGCUUUCUUACCAUCUACAUUAUGUAUUAUGAUGCUUUUUGAAUAAUACUGCAGGGCUUGCAAUGCAUUGGGAAGGCACCUUGCCUAUUUUUUGGAUGUUGAUGACUUACUUGGACCGAUUAUUAAAGAGUUCCUUUAAGUUUGGUCUCUUGGAGAUUUUCAUUCAACAAAAGGUCAGGGUCUGAGACUGAAAUAUAGAAUAGGCAUUGUGUUUCCCCAUCAUCUGUUUAAUGCUUGCAUAAUCAUUUUAUGUUAAGUGUGAAACGCCAUGUUUUUCAUCACCGAUAGCGAAACGAAUAUAUGCAUUGGUUCGUGUUUCUGUUGCUAUGAAAACAGAAAAUUUAUAUUUUCUGCUAGGGAAAGCAGGCAGAAACGUCAUCCGUUCUACUACGCAAGAGUUUUGCUAGGUGAUCAUUCAUGACUUUAGCACAAUGUUCAGAAUUCAACUUAAGAUCACCAUUGUCACAUAGAUGUAUCUUUUAGCAUUGAGUAUCGUUCAAGGUACAUUAUAUGUCAAGUGUAAACUUCAUGAUCCCAUACGUACAAACACACACGGGUUUCGUCCAAGAGUGUGGUCCUUUUAAGAGCUCAUCCAAUGCUAAAACAAUUACAUGUAAAUUAACAGUUUUUUUUAGAAAGGGCAGUUUUAUGACCAGUGAAUCAGAAUGACUACACAAAACAAUGCGCACAAAUUAGCCAGAGUGAAGUCGCCCAUAUAAGUGAAAAAAAGAGGCUGUGAGCAAACUUAUGCAGUUGAAAGGCCUUCCCUCACGUUGGGAUUUAGCUUGGUUGUAAAGUUUCAAAAGCCCAGUAGAGUUAUUUAUACUGUAGUCAAUUUUUUCUUUGAAAAUAUAAUAAUAUUCAAGGCUCAUCAUAUCUUAAGGACAAAGGGGAUGAGCAUAAUUCUAUUUCGUGCUUUUAUUAGGUGAAGUCCUUAUUGAACUGUAUACAUGUAUAGCCUGUUCUUUGUUCCUUGACUUUAUUUCAUGCCUUGUUGCCAUGUUUUUUCACUUGAUUGAAAAUGCAGUGAGGGUUUUAAUUAGACAAUUGAGGUUAAAUUGCAAGUUAUGCAAUGUUUAAUGGCCAUUUAUAUUACUUUUAUCAAACAGUUCAAUUAUUUUGAUUUGACUGGUUUCCAUAUAUUUCCUAAAGAGAGAAGCCCGUUAUCAAUGUUGUUAUAUUCACAAUGAUGAUAUGGGCCUACAUGUUGAGGGGUGUUGGAGAAUUUCUGCUGAAACAUGCAAAUUUGUAAAAUCAAACUGUUGUAUAAAUUGAGAGGUUUGGGCCUGUGCUUGAUGGCAAUAAUGAAAUUCAACGUUUAUUCCAAAGAAUGGUUACUGAACUCUUAAAUAAAGGAAGAGACCUUCCAGACUUGGUUUAAAAUAGUUAAAAUUCAUUCAUAUGUGUCUUCUAAAGGUGCUUGACAUUAGAAUGUCCCUGAAAUAAAUACAUGGCUGUUUGGAUAUCAUUCUUUCCACUGAGAUGUAGAUGAUUACAUGUAGGAGUGGGAUUGUAUAAUUCGAUGUAUAAAAUUAAACAUAUCCACUUACAAUUCGCCAUCUUGCCUACAUCAGUAAUUUUACACCACUAAUUAGGCAGAUAGUCAUCUCAAUUAAGUGUUUAAUUACGUUUUAAUGACCUAGCAAUAGUAUCUUGGAAUGAUAUCAUAGGAUGAUGGGCACAGAUUACUCUCUCUACAUUUGCUAUUGUAAUAAGGAAGGCAUUACACAACAGUGGCAUGUUGAUUGGAGCGCUAGGCUCAAAAUCAGCAGAAUUCCGGAUACGCUUGAGCCUGAUGAGCAGUUUGCGACUCGGGCAAUAGCCAGGUAGACUCAUCUUGACCACCAAGGUUUUUGCAUCUUAUCAAGAUAUAAAAAUACCCCGGCUAUGUUUAGAGGAAGUGUAGACCAUGAGGUUCAGGAUGGGUAUACUUUGACUUGGACACAACAACAUCAGUAAACUAAUGUGAGGGUGUAAUUGUAGUUUUUGAUGGAAGAAAUUCAAAAGUACCUGAGUUCGACACUUCUUGUAUAUAUAAACUGUAGAAAACUUGGAUUUCAACGGCACAAUUUGAAUAAGGGAAGGGGGUUUGCGGGGUGUUAUUCCAGGCACACAUGCUACAAUUUUUGCUGUCACGCAUACAUGCUGCAAAUAUCUAGCGGGCAGCUGCAAUUGAUGUGAUGUACAUACUGACAUCUGGUCAGCUGCUAUUGUAGUUGCAGGACAAGCUCCACACCUGCAAUUUUUGUUGCACAACAAAAAUGGCAAUGCAGAGCGCAGUCUCACAUGCUGCAAUUUUGUUGUGCAAGAAACAUUGCAGGUGUUCUUUGACAAAAAUUGCAACCUGUUCUCCUGGUAUAAGGUAUAUUGGGUUCAAAUGAAAUGUUGUACAUAAAACUGUACACUGGGAAGCGUCUUAAUGCUCGGAGUCCUCAUGUUUUGUCAAAGGGAGUCGAUAGGACUUGGAGCAGGCAGUUGGGUCAGACUUUCAAGGAAUAGUGAUGACAAGAAUUUGGGUGAUGCUUUUGUCUUUAAUGUGGCAAUUUUCCACCGACACGAUUUCUGAAGAUGUUUUUUUCACUAGUGAUCAAUUAGAAAUACAUUUCAUACAGCUCUGUAUGCAUAAUUUGCAUAAAUAAAUAAAAUCAAUUUAUUAUUAA
Lineus longissimus is the source of this 5934-nucleotide messenger RNA. RefSeq names its product fascin-like. The record is from RefSeq and is a predicted model, not a curated record. Lineage: Eukaryota; Metazoa; Nemertea; Pilidiophora; Heteronemertea; Lineidae. The transcript is spliced from 4 exons. The coding region runs from base 189 to 1715 and encodes 508 amino acids. Gene Ontology annotation, molecular function: actin filament binding; protein-macromolecule adaptor activity. Gene Ontology annotation, cellular component: cytoplasm; actin cytoskeleton. Gene Ontology annotation, biological process: establishment or maintenance of cell polarity; actin filament bundle assembly; cell migration.